Molecule: messenger RNA, 309 nt
Organism: Clonostachys byssicola
Lineage: Eukaryota; Fungi; Ascomycota; Sordariomycetes; Hypocreales; Bionectriaceae
Source: the annotation of a GenBank genome assembly
AUGAAUGACGAAGGACUUCUAAAGAUGUUAAAUCUUCUUGCACGGGUUGAUCAGGGAGUUACUGAAGAACUCGCUCUGAAAGUUCUAUACUCUCGCAACCGAGCGAGAGCUGCCGAAGUUAUGCUGAUCUGUUCAAGCGAAACAGAAAAAUCCGUAACUGUUAAUAUCUCCUCUUUCUUCAAUGUCCUUGCUGUUCAGAAGCAUAAGUUGAAGAAAGAGACGAUAAGAGCUGCUUUCAAGAACAGACCUCGAAGUCUUUGCCCCCGAGAUCGAAAGUCGGAGGCUGAGGAAGGAGUCCUCUGGGAAUGA